CAGCCGUCAAAACUCAUGGACGCAGCCGAUUCGGAAACAGUAGUCCUUUGAGCUUGCAGAAAACCACGGCAACAAUUUUUUGGGUUUAAGAUUUUAAUGUUUGCUCAACGUUAUAAUAAAUAGCAGGCUAGGCUAGAAAUCCGGGUCUAAAAUAGACACGCUUGGUGAAGUCCAAAGACUGGGCUGGGUCGCCAGUUCCGCUUCCCCUCCGCCAUAGCAGACAGAUCCCGGGUCCAAGAAGUUAACGUGAACUCCGAAAACUUUGAAGAACGUUGAUAAAACCUCACGAAUCGUAAUCUCAGGGGAGAUCGUCCUUAAAUAACUGCAGCAAGACCAGUUUGGAGAGCGGAGAAGGCGGGGCUAAAACUGUGAAGAGGUUUUACGCGGAGUUCUGGUUGAUCUCUGAAACCCUCUAACUGCUCUGCGUGUGUUUCUGUGUCAUGUCUGACAACGGUGAGCUGGAGGAUAAACCACCUGCCCCCCCAGUCAGAAUGAGCAGCACCUUUAGCACUGGCAACAAGGACAAUAUGUCAACCCUUCCCGGCACUAAACCCCUGCCCUCCCUCCCCGAGGAGAAGAGAGACAAACACCGCUACAAGAUCCCCUACAUAUUCUCACAAGACAAAGGAAAAAAAAAAGACAAGGACAAGGAGCGUCCAGAGAUUUCCAACCCUUCGGACUUCGAGCACACCAUACAUGUGGGCUUCGAUUCCGUCACAGGAGAGUUCACUGGCAUGCCGGAGCAAUGGGCUCGGCUCCUGCAGACUUCCAACAUCACAAAAUCUGAGCAGGAGAAAAACCCUCAAGCUGUGCUGGAUGCGCUCAAAUUCUACAACUCCUCCGGCAACAACAGGCAGAAAUACCUCAGCUUUACAGAUAAAGAUGCACCACCAGCAAAGAAAGGCUCAGAGCAAUCACCACUUAAGAGCCCUGAUGAUGAUGAUGACGAUGAUGCCCCUCCCCCUAUUGUAGUACCACGCCCACCUCACACCAUAUCUGUAUACACCCGCUCGGUCAUUGAUCCAAUUCCAGCACCUGCAGCUAUUGCCGAAACAGAUGCCAAAGACAAACAGAAGAAGGCCAAGGGCAAGAUGACCGAUGAGGAGAUCAUGGAGAAACUCAGAACAAUCGUCAGUAUUGGAGACCCCAAGAAAAAAUACACGAGAUUCGAAAAAAUUGGACAAGGUGCAUCUGGUACAGUGUACACAGCCAUUGAUGUUGCAACAGGCCAAGAGGUCGCCAUCAAGCAGAUCAACCUCCAGAAACAGCCCAAGAAGGAGCUGAUCAUCAAUGAGAUCCUGGUGAUGAAGGAGAUGAAGAACCCAAACAUUGUCAACUUCGUAGACAGCUUCCUUGUUGGGGAUGAGCUCUUUGUGGUAAUGGAGUAUCUCGCCGGAGGAUCUCUUACUGAUGUUGUGACAGAAACAUGUAUGGAUGAGGCACAGAUUGCUGCUGUCUGCAGAGAGUGUAUACAAGCACUAGAGUUCCUGCAUGCAAACCAGGUCAUCCAUCGAGACAUCAAAAGUGACAAUGUUCUCUUAGGAAUGGAUGGAUCGGUCAAACUAACCGAUUUUGGGUUCUGUGCUCAGAUCACCCCUGAGCAAAGUAAGAGGAGCACAAUGGUAGGGACACCUUACUGGAUGGCCCCUGAGGUGGUCACACGUAAGGCCUACGGGCCUAAAGUGGACAUAUGGUCUCUGGGCAUCAUGGCCAUUGAGAUGGUGGAGGGUGAACCGCCUUACCUCAAUGAGAAUCCACUGAGGGCUUUGUACCUCAUCGCCACUAACGGCACCCCUGAACUUCAGAACCCAGAGAAGCUGUCGCCCAUAUUUAGAGACUUCCUGAACCGCUGUCUUGAGAUGGACGUGGAGAAGAGAGGUGGAGGAAAGGAACUUCUCCAACAUCCGUUCCUCAAGCUGGCCAAGCCUCUUUCCAGUCUCACUCCUCUUAUACUAGCAGCCAAGGAGGCAAUGAAGAGUAGUCGCUAGCCUCCGAUUGCUGUGAAGACCUCCAUCACUCCGGCACAGUCUCUCAUCUGGCCCUAGAAGAGGAACUUCGUUUUUUCUGCCGAGGACUUUAGUUCUCUCCACCUGGGGGCGACCGACUUGCACAAUCAUCAUGCCAAUCUCUUUUUAUCAAGUGCCUGAAGGGGCUGAACUACCAGAAGAGCCCCAAACUGUAAACCCUCUCGUUUUCUACUGAUGUCUUUCAUUUUCUUUCAGGUUUCGUCAGUACGUGUCUGGACGUUUCAUGAAUUUCUAUCCCGAUUCUGUUGAAUUGUACUAGUUACGACAUGAGUAUUAGUUCAUUUUGGCCUAACAAAGUUUUUGUGGGAAGAAUUGUAAUACCUAAUGACCUGUCACUUGUGCCUACUACCUGUUUGCCUUUAGUUGUCUCAAAAUGGAAAGGAACAGUUGUGCUGUAUGAAAUGAAAUGAACCGUUUCUGUCGUCGGGUACUUGUUGCCUGAAUAACCUGACGUGUAUUAAAUGGUUUUGUAUAUUG
Triplophysa dalaica is the source of this 2504-nucleotide messenger RNA. It is a transcript of the gene pak2a, whose product is annotated as p21 protein (Cdc42/Rac)-activated kinase 2a. Gene Ontology annotation, biological process: intracellular signal transduction; regulation of axonogenesis; protein phosphorylation. The record is from RefSeq and is a predicted model, not a curated record. The transcript is spliced from 14 exons. Gene Ontology annotation, molecular function: ATP binding; protein serine/threonine kinase activity. The coding region runs from base 441 to 1988 and encodes 515 amino acids. NCBI's taxonomy places the organism in Eukaryota, Metazoa, Chordata, Actinopteri, Cypriniformes, Nemacheilidae. Gene Ontology annotation, cellular component: cytoplasm.